AUGACGGGAAGAGAGAUUCUUAACAAGAUGAAGGAAAAAGCAUGUUUUUCAACUUCAAUUACACCGGAAGCGGGAAAAGGCAAAAGUAAAUCCUCGAAGCACAUUACUUGUGGCUUCUAUCUUGAGAAAGGAAAAUCAAAUCAUGCUAUGGAAGAUUGUUUAGUUUCUGAAUUCAAGAAAUUGGACGAUAAUGAGUUGGGUCUAUUUGCUAUCUUCGAUGGGCAUAUGGGGCAUGACGUUGCAAAAUACUUGCAAGGGCACCUGUUUGAAAAUAUUCUGAAGCAGCAUGAUUUUUGGACCGACACAGAGAAGGCAUUAAGAAGAGCUUAUAAGACCACAGAUAACGAAAUAUUGGAGCAGUCCUUUCACUUGGGGAAAGGAGGGUCGACUGCAGUUACUGCAAUAUUGAUGGAUGGGAACAAACUGGUAGUUGCAAACGUGGGGGACUCUCGGGCCGUCAUAUGUAAGAAGGGUGUUGCGAAACAAAUAUCAGUUGACCAUGAACCGAGCAGGGAAAAGUCGAUGAUCGAGAAAAAGGGUGGCUUUGUAUCAAACAUUCCAGGUGAUGUUCCUCGAGUUGAUGGUCAGCUGGCAGUGGCCAGGGCAUUUGGUGACAAGAGCUUGAAGAGACAUCUUAGCUCAGAACCAGACGUUGCAGUCGAGAUAGUAGAUGAAGACGUAGAGUUUGUCAUUUUAGCUAGCGAUGGAUUAUGGAAGGUGAUGUCAAAUCAAGAAGCUGUUGAAUCCAUCAGAAACAUUAAGAGUGCUCAAUCGGCUGCAAAGCACUUGGUCGAGGAGGCUAUUUCUAGGAAAAGCAAGGAUGAUAUCUCAUGCAUUGUUGUCAGGUUUCAGUAA
Messenger RNA from Fraxinus pennsylvanica, 855 nucleotides. The record is from the annotation of a GenBank genome assembly. NCBI's taxonomy places the organism in Eukaryota, Viridiplantae, Streptophyta, Magnoliopsida, Lamiales, Oleaceae.